Messenger RNA from Gossypium arboreum, 2287 nucleotides. RefSeq names its product splicing factor SF3a60 homolog. The transcript has 13 exons. Gene Ontology annotation, biological process: mRNA splicing, via spliceosome. Gene Ontology annotation, cellular component: spliceosomal complex; nucleus. The record is from RefSeq and is a predicted model, not a curated record. Bases 422 to 2032 code for a protein of 536 amino acids. Lineage: Eukaryota; Viridiplantae; Streptophyta; Magnoliopsida; Malvales; Malvaceae. Gene Ontology annotation, molecular function: zinc ion binding; RNA binding.
UAAGCCCACCCAAAACCCUAUCUCACCCGUGCCUCUCCCCAUUCCCAACCCAGCCCAUACACCAAAACUCCAUCUCCAAUCUCCUCAUUCCUAGCCCCUUAACUGCCACUCAUAACCAGAUCCCGUAUACACAACCCCGAUAUUCGAAAAGAAUUCAAACUCCCUCGACCCAUUUCAUUUUGGUACUUGAAUCACUGUGAAUGAUGGCUAGACCUAGACGGUGACCUUUGGCAGUGGUCGAAAUUUUCACUGGAGUCAAAAUCUGGAAAGCUUUUAUCUUCCCGGCAGAGAAAGCAAAGAGAAUUUGGGAAGCUCAUUUGGACUCCAUCAGCAUUGGCUGCUUACUCACUCUAAUUUUGCCCCAAGUCUCCAAAUUUGAUGUGCUGACUGGUUGAAUCGGCUAACCCAACCGGAAGCCGAUAUGUCCUCAACUCUGCUAGAGGUGACUCGGGCUGCUCACGAAGAUGUGGAACGGCUUGAGCGGCUCAUAGUGAAGGACUUGCAAAAUGAUCCACCUACCACAAAAGACGGAUUGUAUCAAAGCCACCGUGUCCGCAAUAAUAUCGACACCAUCAUCUCCACCACGGAGAAGCUAGUUGAAAUAUAUGACGAUAAAGACAAUGCUAGGAAAGACGAAAUCGCUGCUCUUGGAGGUCAAACGGCUACUGGAGUUAAUGUCUUCAGUGCUUUUUAUGAUAGAUUGAAGGAGAUUCGUGAGUACCACAGAAAGCACCCGGCUGCUCGUGUUGUCGAUGCUAAUGAAGAGUAUGAGGAUUUACUUAAGGAAGAACCAGUCAUUGAGUUCAGCGGCGAGGAAGCCUUUGGUCGGUACCUGGACCUGCACGAAUUGUUCAAUCAGUACAUUAAUUCUAAAUUUGGAGCCAAAAUUGAAUACUCGGCUUACCUCGAUGUCUUUUCACAGCCACACAAUAUCCCUUGGAAAUUGAAGUCAACAAGGCAAUACAGGAAGUACAUGGAGAAUCUUCUGGAGUAUCUUAUUUACUUCUUUCAGAGGACUGAACCACUGCAAGAUCUUGACAGAAUCUUUUCCAAGCUCGAGGCUGAGUUUGAGGAGCAGUGGACUAAUGGCCAGGUACAAGGAUGGGAGAAGCAAGGUCAAGAAAAUGAAGAUGAUCCUGCCCAGCAUACCAUGAUUGAUCUUGAUUAUUACAGCACAGUUGAAGAGCUGAUGGAAGUUGGUCCAGAAAAGUUGAAGGAGGUAAUUUUGGUCCUCUUUGAUUAUGUCAUCAUUGCAAGCCAGUUUGUUGUAGUGACUCCAAUCUCUUCAGUGCUGAGAAAUGCAUUGGCAGUCUUAGGACUAAAAACUGGUGGUACUGUCCAGCAGCGGGCAGAGAGGCUUUUGCUCACCAAGCACACACCGCUGGAAAAGCUGGACAAGAAACAUUUUGCAAAAGGCUCACAUGGACCUCAACAAAAUGGGUCUACUGCAGUUUCACAAGACAUUAACAGUCUGAAACAGAUUGCAUUAGUGGAGGCCAAGAUGAAGAAACUCUGUGAUUUACUGAGUAAGACGAUUGAACAAACAAAAGAAAAUGUAGUAAAGAAGCAAGCGUUGACAUACGAGGAAAUGGAACAAGAACGGCAGGAGGAAGAGACACAAGUUGACACUGAAAGUGAUGAUGAAGAUCAACAGAUCUAUAAUCCUCUUAAAUUGCCAAUGGGUUGGGAUGGGAAGCCUAUCCCUUACUGGCUUUACAAACUUCAUGGUCUUGGUCAGGAGUUUAAGUGUGAGAUUUGUGGGAACUACAGCUACUGGGGUCGUCGGGCCUUCGAGAGGCAUUUCAAAGAAUGGCGGCAUCAACAUGGCAUGCGAUGCCUUGGUAUCCCUAACACUAAGAACUUCAAUGAAAUAACCAAUAUUCAGGAAGCACAAGAACUGUGGGAGAAGAUAAGAGAACGGCAAGGAGUGAACAAGUGGCGUCCAGAUCUUGAAGAAGAAUACGAAGAUAAAGAGGGCAACAUCUAUAACAAGAAGACGUAUACCGAUCUGCAGCGGCAAGGACUGAUUUAAAGACGCGUCCGUUAAGAAUCGGAGUGUUUUGUGUUUGACAUGGUGCAUAUCGCUGCUAUGGUUUCCUUGAUCAUCAUAUAUGUAUGAUUAAUGCUUUUGUGGGAAGCCUGAGGGGUAGAAGUUGGAAUAGUUUAAUUGUCUCAAUUUGUAGCUGAACUAAACUCAAAUACUAGUUAGUUCAAAGUGAGUUAAAACCUGGAAGUUUCAUUUGCACAAGACCUUGUGAAUACGAAAGCUGAGCCAUUGACGCCUUAA